Molecule: messenger RNA, 1922 nt
Organism: Carica papaya (papaya)
Lineage: Eukaryota; Viridiplantae; Streptophyta; Magnoliopsida; Brassicales; Caricaceae
Product: AAA-ATPase At2g18193-like
Molecular function (GO): ATP binding; ATP hydrolysis activity
Source: RefSeq, a predicted model, not a curated record
GGAAAAUGAAAAAGAAAUUAUGACGCUAAAGAGCUUACAGAAGAAGCAACUAUCUGAGUACAGCAAGUUCUUGGGGAAGACGCAAAAAAUCCAAUUUCUUACUCGAAACUCUCUCUAUAAAAAGCCCAGAACUUAUAUCUCAUCACCCAGUAAAUCAACUGUCUGAAAUUCACAAAAUCAGACACAUAAUCCGCCAUGUUUUCUUCAAUCUCCGAGAUGUCGCAGACAGCCUCCACUUUGUUCUCCGCUUACGCCUCCAUCAUGGGUUCCAUCAUGCUCUUCCGUUCCAUGGCUUACGACAUCAUACCGCCGGAGCUCCGGUCAUAUAUCGCCAAACUCUUCGCUUUCUUCUUCGCCCUUCCAGCCCCUUCAAACCUAACCGUCACCGUCGACGAGCUCUGCGGCUUGACGCCGAACGAGGUGUACAGCGCCGCCGAGAUUUAUCUUCACACCAAGAUCAGCUCCAAAACGGAGCGUCUCAAGGUCAGCAAGACUCCGCGGCAGAAGACCUUUACUAUCUCGAUGGAGAAAGGAGAAGAAAUCACCGAUUUCUUCGAAGGUAUUCAGUUAAAAUGGAAAUAUAUUCACGAAGAGCCACGCGAAAAUCACGGCUCUGCAAAAAAAUACUUCGAGCUCUGCUUUAGUAAGAAGUUUAAAGACAAAGUAAUGGAAGUUUACUUGCCUUACGUCAUCGCCCAAGCAGAGAAGAUCAAGAAUGAGAGGAAGGUGGUGAAGUUGUACAAUCGGGAAUGUCCGUACUACGACGAGGAGGAAGCAUGUGGUUCGGGCAUGUGGGGUUUUGUCAAUCUCGAGCAUCCUGCAACUUUCGAUACGUUGGCCAUGGACGAGGAUCUGAAGAAGAUGAUUAUUGACGAUUUGAAUAGGUUUAUAAGGAGAAAAGAGUUUUAUAAGAGAGUUGGGAAAGCUUGGAAACGUGGUUAUUUAUUGUACGGACCUCCUGGUACGGGUAAAUCAAGUUUGAUCGCCGCCAUGGCUAAUUACCUCAAGUUUGAUAUAUACGAUUUGGAGCUUACAAGCGUUUCUUCUAACUCUGAGUUGCGGAGGAUUUUGCUUUCCACCACAAACAAAUCAAUACUGGUGAUUGAGGAUAUAGAUUGCAGCAAUGAAAUGAAAGAUCGGGAAGACGAUGACAAUGAUAACGCUUAUGAGAAGAAGUUGACGCUUUCUGGUAUGCUGAAUUUCAUUGACGGUUUGUGGUCGAGCUGCGGCGACGAGAGAAUUAUCGUCUUCACCACCAACCACAAGGAGCGGCUUGACCCAGCUCUCCUCCGGCCGGGCCGAAUGGACGUUCACGUCAAUUUGUCCUACUGCACGCCUCAAGGGUUCAGGACCUUGGUUUCUAAUUACUUAGGCAGUGCCGGCCGGAACCACGCGCUCGCCGGAGAAAUCGAAGAGCUAAUAAAGAGCAUGGAAGUCACCCCGGCGGAGAUUGCGGAGGAGUUGAUGAAGGAUGACGAUGCCGAGAUUGUCCUCAGAGGACUCCUCAAUUUCUUGAAACGUAAGAAGGUGGAAAGAAGCGAGAUCCAGAAAGUAGAAGAUCAUCAGCCGCCGGAAACGAAGGCGGUGAGCAGGACUGAAACUGAUGAUGAUGACGAAGAAUAGAAAAAAGAAGAGGAAGAACUUAAUUAAGGCGCCCUCAUGAAAAUCGAGUAGAGAGAAACAGAGCUUACCCACCAAAGCUCUUAAAGUGCCAUAAGAGACAGAGAGCUAUGAGGAAAUGACAUGAGAGAAAAAGGACUUUUUCGUGUUGUAGAAAUAUAUAUAUGUAUAUAUAGCUGUAUGAAUGUACGUACGUAUUGUAUGUUACAUAAGAAUAUGAGAUCAGAUUUUGGGGAUAAGUUUGAAAAUUGAAGGAAAUGUACAACAACGAUUAUUUGAACGAAUUACUACCUAUUUGUAUA